This is a messenger RNA of Gopherus flavomarginatus (Mexican gopher tortoise), 9873 nucleotides long. RefSeq names its product centrosomal protein 350 (gene CEP350). Bases 249 to 9839 code for a protein of 3196 amino acids. The transcript is spliced from 39 exons. Gene Ontology annotation, biological process: microtubule anchoring. Gene Ontology annotation, molecular function: microtubule binding. Lineage: Eukaryota; Metazoa; Chordata; Testudines; Testudinidae. Gene Ontology annotation, cellular component: centrosome. The record is from RefSeq and is a predicted model, not a curated record.
UUCCCGCCCUGCCUCGCGCCGCUGUCGCCGCCGCUCCGUGUCAGUCGUUGGCCGGUAAUGGCGGCCGGUGAGCUCCCCUGAGGCGAUCGAACCCGUGCCGGGCCCAGGGUAGGACGCAGCCGCCCGUGGAGGAGCAAAGCGAGGGGUUCUGCUAACUGCACCGGGCUCCCAGCCCCCCCAGGAUGCGUUGGGAGCUGCCCCCGGGGUGGGAGGCGGUGGCGGCGGCGACUCUCAGGUAAACUAACAGGAUGUGGAGCAACAAAUCGAAGGAGGUGCCUUUACAAAACCCAAGGCACACUCAGAACAGGGAUUCCCUCAGAGAUCUAACCACAGCCUGGGAUACUUUUUCUCAAACUAAGGCUGCAUUGCGUCAUAUUGAGAAUAAACUGGAGGUAGCGCCUACCAGCACAGCAGUGUUUGAUUCUGUCAUGGAUGCCAAGAAACCCUCUGCCAGUGCUACCAGGAAAAUAAGCAGGAAAGAUGUUAGGUACCUAGAGGAUUCCUUGGUUUCUGCUUCAGCCUCCAGGUCCUCCAGCCAAAAUAAGUCACGCAAAGAGAAGUCCUCCCGCAGUCCUCUUCGAGCUACAACUCUGGAGAGCAAUGUGAAAAAGAGUAGCCGUGUGGAAUUUCGUGAACCCUUGGCUUCAUACGGGGAGACUUAUGGUGCACCAUCUUAUCAAAGUGCUAGUCAAUUGGAGGCAAAAUGUUUGCUGUCUGGUUUAGACCGUAAUGAAGCACAGGACAAGACUGAAGGAAUGAGCUGUAUGAUAUAUGACAGGAAUGAAAGUGACUUACAUAACAGAAAUUUUGAAAGCCCACAUUCUUCUGCUGCAGAUGACACAGUUGUUAGGUAUUUGAAUGACCGACCAGCAAUUGAUGCUUUGCAGAACAUUGAAUCUGUUUUUAAAACUUUAACCCCUACAAGAUCAGAGGAGGAAAAGACUAAUGGAUCCAGAAGAGAUGAGAGCAGCACUAAAACUCCUUUGAGUAGCACAGCCCAGGAUGUGGAAUUGAAAGGGAUAAGGCUGGCAGAAUCUUCUCCUUCCUCUACUAGUACUUCUAGUGCCCACAGGCUGGAAAUCUUAAAACGGAGGCAGCAUGACUCUAAAUUGCAUGAUGCUAAAUUGGAGAAGCUGAAGGAGCGGAUUAGGAAACAAUGGGAGCAUUCGGAAGAAUUAGGCAGCAAGGGACAACUUCUGGGAUAUGCCGAGCAGCCUGUAGUGGUAACAAAUGUGGAGAACACAGUGACGCCAAAAGUCAGAAAAGUGGCAGUUGCACCCCCUGCUCCAACAUAUAAAGGUUUCAAUCCUGCUGAGAUAAAGAUUCGCACUCCUGAUGGAAAGGUGUGGCAUGAAGAGGAAUUUCAAAACAUCAGUAGGGAGUUGUAUCGAGAUAUAGCACUCCAAUUAACAGAAGAUUCAACAGGGAAAGAGAAACCCCUUGGGAAAUGCAAGGAGAAGAAAGCAACCAGACCAGUGCGCAAGGUCCAAAAGCUAACCAGGUCAUCAAGCCCAGAUUCCAAACCAGGUGGAGGUCAUCUGAUAAGUACAUCUUCCUGGCGGGAUGGACAAAAACUAGUGAAAAAGAUACUGGGUCCAGCACCUAAAGUAGAGCAACAGCACAAAAAAGCAACAUCCAGUGACAGAAAUGGAAGAGAGAGAGCUGCUAAAUCUCCAGGCCUCAUUGGAAGGACAGGGUCAGAUCCCAGACUGGAUGUUACCCACAAAACCUGUCCAAGAAGUUCUGAAUGGUCAAGGAGUAAAGUACAGUCUGAGAGUAACCUGAAGAAAUUGGACUCUACUCUUCCAGAUAGUAAAGAAGAUGAAGACCAUACCUCCUUAAAUAAGGACUUUCUGCCCAUAGAGAUACGUGGAAUUCUUGAUGACCUACAGUUGGACUCAGUGAUUCCAAGUACAAAGCAAGAGAAAGAUGGGGAAAGGCAAAGUCAGAAAUCUGCAGUGCCUACACAAGGUGCCAGGAGUCACAGUCCAACAAAAAGGAAACCAGACAAGUUAGCUGCUAGUGAAGAGCCUCAAGUUAUCUCCAAGAAACGUCACUAUGACACAGAUGAGGUUCGCCAGUACAUUAUUAGACAGCAAGAGGAAAGGAAGAGGAGGCAGAAUGAAGAGAAGAAGGCACAGAAAGAGGCAACAGAACGGAAGAACAAACGACUUCAAGAGCUUUACAAGAAACAGAGAGAGGCUUUUGCUAAGGCAAAGAACAUUCCAACUUCUGAACCUUCAGCAGCUAGGCGACUACAGGAAACCUAUUCUAAACUGUUGCUGGAACACACUUUGCUAGAAGAAACUUCUCAGCUCCCUGUCGCGCAGGAAAUGCAGCCCAGGCCUGUAUAUCAACCAUCUGGGGAAUCUGACAAAGAAAACAAGGCACAGGAACGUUCACCUAGUGCAUCUUCCAGUAGUGAUAUGUCCCUGUCGGAACCUCCACAGCCUCUUGUUAGAAAUGAUUUCAUGGAGCCUACGUGGAUACAGCCAGAUAGACUGAGUCCAAGAGUCCAACUCUCUCACCCACAACCUCUUGCUGGCUCAAGCGGAGGACUUUUCUCCCAGCUUUUGGAUCUAGAACAGAUGGGCCUUUUGCCAAAGGACUUUGACUCAGUACUGUCAACCAGGAGGAACCACAACACAGCUGUGGGAUCCUUGACUUUGACACCUCAGCCUUUCCUGACUUCAUCUGCUGCACAGCAAGAUCUCUUGGUAAAGUCUGGUGCCAGCCAAUAUAAGAGUAAACUGGAUCGUAUUGAAGCCCUGAAAGCUACAGCUGCUUCUUUGUCUAGCAGAAUUGAAAGUGAAGCCAAGAAGUUAGCUGGGGCAAGCAUCAACUAUGGCUCAGUGUGGAACUCUGAGCAACUACUGCGAGGGAAGCAGGAUGAUGGACACUGGACUAAGGCUGUGAGUCCCCCUGUGAGAGAGGAUAAUGAAGAUGUUUUUUCAGCCAGAAUUCAGAAAAUGUUGGUUACUUGUGUGUCUCAUACAACCUUUGAUGAUAACCUUCCUGGAGUGGGCAACCUUAGUGAAUUUAAAAAGCUCCCUGAGACUAUCAGGCCUCAUACUGCUGCAGUCAGCCUUGGAAUGAGAUCCCUAGCGAGUCAGAGACCUGAAGGAAUGCUAGGACAUUUAUCAAAGAGGCAAACUGACUCCCCUGGGUCUGAAAAUCAGGCUUAUAGUCAAAACAAAGGCAUAAUUCCUCACGAUUCCAGCACAGAUUCAAUUAGUGAAGGACCUCUUCUAAGUGAGGGGAGUCUCUCUGAGGAGGAAGGUGACCAAUGUAGGCAGUCUCCUUUGAAAAUUGCUGAGGUGUUAAAAGAAAAGGAGUUCUGUGUUGGGGAGAGAACUGCUUUUGAGCCCAUAAAAGAGUUUCAGAAGGAGGCAGAAAAGUAUUUACCACUCUUCACACAGACAAGUGGCACACAAAGCAAGGGACCAUGGGAGGAACUGGCCAAGGGAAGUCCACAUAGUGUCAUCAACAUAUUUGCAAAAUCUUACCAACUACAUGGAAAAGGAUUUGAGGAAAGGUCAAAUGGAGGGUCUCCAAUCUUGCGACCUUUACUUCCUACCAUGAGCCCUCCAGAUAGUGUUGUUUCGUAUGAAGAUGACUUUGUUUCAUCACAGGGCAGUGGAACUUUGACAGACAAACAGAUUGCUCUUGAGCCUAGUAUCAGUGGCAGCAGCAAUUCCAGCAUUCAAGAAGAGCUUCCCAGCAGGAAGUCUCCCCAUGAACACCGAUCUAUAGAGCUAACCUCCCAGCAUUCACCUGGACCCUGGUCUGCAGCAUCUUCUCGCUCAUCUGGAUCUUCUAAAAGGAGAGGGAAAAAGGAAAAAUCUUUCAAUGGAAGUUCACACCACUUUCCUGUGGAAGACGACAAAACACUAUCUGAGUCAGAGCGUGGGUCCCAGCAAGCAAAGAAGUCCUUGCCUAACAGCAGAGUUUCCAAUAGAGAUCCUGAACAGAAUGCAGAUACUGAUAGCACUUUGGAAGAAUUGUCUGGACAUUCUUUGCUGAGUCUCUCAGACAAGAGAAGGUCCCAGAAGACCCUAACCUCUCCCCCAUCUCCAGGCUCCCAGAAGCUGUUACAGUUUGACUCUCUAGGAAAUACAGCGGAAAGAGCCAGGUCCCCUGCAGGCUUUCCUGGGACUACAGCUUCAGGGUUCAAGCCCAGUGUACCCAUCUCUGACUUCAGCCUGGGAACUAGCAAGACAGGAGCAGCAGCAGCAGUGGCUGGAUCCAUGCGCUUCUCUCCUGCUGGUCUCCAGCAUCGUUUGUCAGCAGAGCUCAACUACCUGAGUGCCAUUGAGGAAUCUGUACGGCAACUCUCAGAUGUAGAACGAGUGCGGGGCAUAUCACUUGCCCAGCAGGAAAGUGUUUCACUGGCUCAGAUCCUAAAGGCACAGCAGCAGCGACAUGAGCGGGACUUGGCUCUUUUGAAACUCAAGGCUGAGCAAGAGGCUUUAGAGAGUCAAAGACAGUUGGAGGAAGCGAGGCAGAAAGCGGCUCAGGCCCAUGCAGAAUCUCUGCAGCAUCUGGUCCAGUCACGACAGGAGGCAGCAGAAGCGCUACAGGAGACGACAUGUAAAAUUGCAGCCCAACAGGUGGAAGCUGCUCUGCUCACCACGGAUGCAGCUCGCCAGAUCCGUGAGAUGACAGAGUUGGCACGAACACAGAUCUCAGAUGCAGUCAGUGCUCCAGCAGCUCCAAUCACCACACUGUUUGACCAUCAGCGGCAACAUCAUUCAAAGUUCAUGAAAGAGCUUAGAGAUCGAGCCGAUACAAACAGGAAAAAUGAAUCUGGAACCCCUUCACAAAGUAAAGAGAAGACAGCUGACUCAAAGCAGACAUACUCCCCAUUAUUUGAUAGUUACUCAGAAUCCUCAAGAUCCAAGAAUCAUGAUCAGAGUAGCAGCAGCAGCCGGCAGGAGAGUCCUUCAGUUCCUUCUUCCAAGGAGAAUGAGAAGAAGCCCCUCCAACGUGAAAAGACAAGCAGCUCCAUAGAAGAGCAGGCUCGUACUGGUGUGGAUGAUUCCUUGCGGAGCGAUAGUAUUCCAUCGCUACCAGAUGAGAAAGACUCAGUUUCCAUUGCAACAGAGUAUUCCCUGAAAUUUGAUGAGUCCAUGACAGAAGAUGAGAUAGAGGAAAAGUCUUUCCGGUCUUUGCUACCUUCUGAGAGCCAUCGCAGGAUUAACAUGGAGAAGAAACGAGGUCAUCGGGAUGAUUCUGAUGAGGAAGUCUCCCCAGAAAAGACAGCCCUGUCAUCUGUCAAGGAGCUAAGUAUGCCAUUCUCAGGGGGGCAGGAUAGUUUCUCUAAAUUCACCAUGGAGAUGGUACGGCAGUAUAUGAAGGAAGAGGAAAUGCGAGCAGCUCAUCAGUCUUCACUGCUUCGGCUCCGUGAAAAGGCACUGAAAGAGAAAACCAAGGCUGAGUUAGCCUGGCUGGAACACCAGAAAAAACAUUUACGAGACAAAGGAGAGGAUGACAAGAUGCCACCUAUCCGAAAGAGACAGCGUGGUCUGCUAUUGAGGCUGCAGCAGGAGAAGGCGGAAAUAAAGCGUUUGCAAGAGGCCAGUAAGGCAGCUCGGAAGGAGAGACAACUGAUACUUAAGCAGCAGGAGGAGAUAGAACGAAUCCGCCAGACUACCAUAAAACUGCAGGAAAAACUGAAGUCUGCGGGGGAAAAUAAGCUGGAGGUUCGCAGUGAGGAUGAUAUAAAGCAGAGCAGCGCUUCCAGCCCACUUCCAACUGAUGUAGAGACCCGUAGCCCUUCCUCAAUCUCCAUCUCCAGUAGUGAGACUAGUAGCAUCAUGCAGAAGCUCAAGAAAAUGCGUAGCCGAAUGGAUGAAAAACACUGCUCUCCUGUUCACUACUUCUUCUCUGUCUUUACGUCUCACCACUGGGCCUCUCUCAGUGUCUGUUUUCCCAACCUCCAUCCCAAAUUCCAGCUGUAUAUCUACAACCAGUUGGUCAGGUUCCUGACUAAGCGAGAACAGAAGCUGAUGCAGCGGCGACAACAUGCUGAAGAACUGCUGGAGUGGAAGCGCCGUCUAGAUGCAGAGGAAGCAGAGAUACGUCGAAUGGAGAAACAAGCCUUAGCUGCUUGGGACAAAGAGAGACUCAAAACAAAAACAGCCAAGAAGGAACUGGGGGACCAGAGGGCUGAACCCAAAGAAGCAGCCAGUGAAGAGGAGUCUCCAGUGCUUUCCUAUACUCAUGUAAACAGUGAAAGCUCUGUCCCAGAAGAACUAGGCAGUCCAGCUGGUGAACCUGUCCAAUCAGAGGCUGUGGACCAAGGGAAGCCAGUAAGCCCAGAUCAUAGUACACGUACUGAAGAAAUGGUUUACUCACAGGAUCUAGAGUCUGCUACCUCACCAGGCAAGCUUUCUCCUUCAAAAAGCAGUACAUCUAUCUCAAAGCAGGAUUCCAUCAAAGGAAGCCACAGAACUGGAGGACAGCUGCAUUUACCUGUGAAAUCCCCUCAAGUAUCCCACAGUUGGUCUGAUGAAUCUUUAUCCAUGACACAGUCAGAAACCACAUCUGACCAGAGUGACAUUGAAGGCCGGAUCAGGGCCCUAAAAGAUGAGCUACGGAAAAGGAAGUCUGUUGUUUAUCAGCUGAAAAAGGAACAAAAGAAGAGGCAGAAGGAGAGGCUGAAAGCCCAGGAGGCCAGUUUGAUCAAACAGCUAGAGUCUUAUGAUGAGUUCAUAAAGAAGACUGAAGCAGAGCUGAGCCAAGACCUGGAGGCAUCACCCAUAGCUAAACCUCAGAUUAAAACUCCAUCCUCAUCUACUGAAAAACCUAAAAUCAAGCCACCUCCACUCCAUAGGCCUGAGGCAACCAAGAAUUGGAAAUCACUGACUGAGUCAGAGUGGUCCAGAGUAUCUUUGGAAUCCAUUGCAGAGCAUGUUGAUGCUGAGAGGUCUGUGUCUGUACACAUCAAGAGACUCAUUGACUCAGAGGUUCAUGCAGAAGAACCUUCCCGAACCCUAUCCCCAGUCUUCAAGUCACCAAGGAGAUCCAGAGCUGAAUCUGGUGAUUCCUUGGACAGUGUGCCCUCAUCAGCUCUUCUCCAAGAUCUAAGAGAUGGUGGUAGAGUAUCCCAUGUGUUAGUGAGCAAGUCAGAAGAUGUAUCCAGUGAUGAUAUUGUGUCCAGUCACAAAUCUGAUAUACAAGAGGAGAUGGAGUACAUAAAAUCAGAAGAAUCCGAGGUUGAAGAUGCUAAUAAUAAACAUUCAGAGAGUUCUGGUGCCUUGUUGAUGCUAGAGAUACACCAGGAAAGCUUACCAGAAGUUUUUCCAAAGAGAGACCUCCAUUCUGACAUUGAACAGUCUCAGAAGGAACUAUUUAGCGUGACUGCUGAAAAUAUUCAGAGUACAGAAGAGAUUUCAAAACAGAGACAGACAAUCAAAGAUGAUGUAGGGAGUGAUCAAAGUUACAGAUCAGAAAAGUCCUCUCUCAGCUUGAGCAAGUUGGCACAGGAAAAAGACUUCUCUCUUCCAGAACAAGUUUUUACUCAAAAAGAGCCAUCAUACUCUGAAGAUUUUGUGGGGUCCUCCCCCAGAAAAGAGACAUCAGUUGAAGAAACUCCUUCUGCUGAAUGUUUCAAAGAUGAUUUUGAGAUACCUACAUUGUCACACAGAAAAGAUUCUCAAUCACUUAGAGAGAAGUCACAACAUACAAAACCCCCUAGAAGCAGAUCCACAAGCCUUGGCAGUGAAGAUGAAAUCAGUGAAUAUCUCAGUGACAAAUCUCUCUCUGUCUCUGGCAGUGUGCAUUCAGAGAGAUUAUUAGAACUCAAGUCACCAACAGAGCUCAUAAAAAAUAAAGAACGCAGUGAUGUGGAGAAAGAACAAGCCCCCACUGAAUCACCACUUUGGGUCUCAAUUUCCAUCACAGAAGAAGCAAAUACACUGGUAAAUUUCAAUAUUGGUGACAGGAUACUUGUCAGUAACGUCCAGCCUGGAACACUGCGAUUCAAAGGUCUGACCAGUUUUGCCAAAGGGUUUUGGGCUGGUGUGGAGCUGGAUAAACCUGAAGGAAACAACAAUGGGACUUACGAUGGUAUUAAAUAUUUUGAUUGUAAGGAAAAGCACGGUAUUUUUGCUCCUCCUGAAAAGAUCUCUCACAUUUUAGAAAGUUUUGAUACCUAUAUAGACACGAAUGAAGAUGAAGACUCGUUCUUCGAUGACAGAUUGGGUCAGCACCACAAAUCCAAGGAGAAAGACAAAGAAAGUUCCAAAUCUGGCAAAGAUGAAGAAAGCAAGGGAAGAGAUGCAACUGAGAAAUCGUCCCAAGAUAAAGCUCCACCGGGCAUGACUGCUUUAGAAGCCUCUGUUGGGCAAAAAGUUGAUGAUUACUCCAGUUCUGAAGUAAACCAUAUAAAGGAGGUUUUCACAGCUGCUGGACCACUUGCCAAAGAGCAGUCUGUGGUGGACUGUCUGAAAGAUGCUGUAAAAGAUGAGAUUGUCCAUGCACUGUCUGUUUCUACUAUAGAAAAUGUUGUCACCAUUCUAUUGGAAGGUACCUCAGAUGGUAUAUUGUCUGAAAAGCUGGAGAGGCAGCAGUCCUCAAGGGAGGAAUGUACUGAAAAGUCAGAUAAUUUUUCUUCUGGAGUUUUGGAAAAGCCUGCAACUCCGCUUCUGGACCUAUUGACCAAGGAAAAGAAUCAGUUAGAAGCCCAACUUAGACUGCCUCUUGGAGAGGAAGAGAAGUCAAAAGACCAGCUAGAAAAGGUCUCCUUGUUGACAGACAGUCUACUCAAGGAUUUUGUUAAGGACACUGUCAAUCAGCUACAGCAAAUCAAGAAGGUCAGGAAUGAGAAGAUUCAUUUUAGCAAUCAGGAGCUCUGUGAUGUUCAAGAGGAAUUAUCAUCCAGAACCACAGCCCAGCAUAUGGAGGAGCAGGUAGCAAAGGACCUGCAGAACUUUUUUUUAAGUUCUGAAUUGGAAGAUGAAAGAGAAGAAGUUUCCUCUCCAGAUAUGUGUCCCAGACCAGAGAGUCCAGUGUUUGGUGCAAGCGGACAGGAAGAGCUUGCUAAGAGGCUGGCAGAACUGGAGAUCAGCCGGGAAUUCCUGAGUGUGUUAGGAGAUGAUCAAGACUGGUUUGAUGAGGACUUUGGCUUGAACUCCCACAAGGUCCUGCAGAAGCAAACUGAAGAAUCAGCGGUGCUGCCCAAGACAGAGCCACAAAAAGUGCCACCUAAGCCAUGUGAGGAGCCUUUGGCUGUUCCACAUACUGCAGUGGAAGUAGAAGUCAUGGUGUAUGCAGCAGCUGAGCAGCUGUGGAAGUUGAAAGAGCUGGGUCGUGAUCUUCAGAAUAUCAGCCUUCCCAUAGACCUUGGUAAUACCACCAAAGAGCAGGACAUGGAGACUAUAAGCAAACAGGUCUAUAAACAGGCGGUAUUUGACUUGACGAGAGAGAUUUUUCGGGAAAUCUUUGCUGAGGAUCCUAAUCUGAAUCAACCUAUUUGGAUGAAACCAUGUAGAAUUACCUCCACUUACUUUCGGCGAGUAAAAGAUCCAAAUGACCUUGAUGAGAUCAAGAGUUUCAUUGUAGCUGAAGUACUAAAAUUGUUCAGCUUGAGGAAGGAACCUAAUCACAAAACAGAUUGGCAGAAGAUGAUGAAGUUUGGACGCAAGAAACGGGACAGAGUGGAUCAUAUACUGGUGCAGGAACUCCAUGAGGAAGAAGCUCAGUGGGUGAAUUAUGAUGAGGAUGAGCUCUGUGUGAAGAUGCAGUUGGCAGAUGGGAUCUUCGAGGCCUUAAUCAGAGACACUAUUAAUGUUCUGAACCAGAUAAAUGAAAAACAAGGGAGACUACUGCUUUUGUGACAUCCAUGAUAAUAAACCAGAAACUGCGAAACAA